Molecule: messenger RNA, 795 nt
Organism: Theileria equi strain WA
Lineage: Eukaryota; Apicomplexa; Aconoidasida; Piroplasmida; Theileriidae
Exons: 1
Coding region: 167-562 (131 amino acids)
Source: RefSeq, a predicted model, not a curated record
AACCUGCUACAAAUUACUACAUUCCCAUACCUCUAUAACUAUGCCACAAAAAUGAAAAGAUUAUGCAUGAAAAGCAUUGACAAGUGCAGCUUGGUCAAAGGAUCCGGUACCCUUUGGGUCUAAGACAUUAACAAGCCUAUCCAAAUCGGCAGAAUUGCUCAUCUUCAUGGUUUCCAUGACGCUUCUGAGCUCAUUAGUGGCAAUGGAUCCGCUCUUUCCAGAGAGUGACUUGAACAAAUCAUUCAAACCACCAUCAGCCGGGAGUCCCUUGGCAACCUCCAUUCCAAAUUUGCAAAACUCAUCACAAUUCAUGGGUUUACACUUGGUCUUAACCUCAUCUGACAAGAUGAGACCAAGCGACUGCAGGGCAGCUAUAAUGGCAAUCUCGUUCAAAACACCCUCCAUCUUGUGGUCCAUGACCAAGAAAACAUUCCUCAACCGCGCAGCAAGAUCCAUUUUUCAAAUAUACGAGCGAAGAUUUCCUCAACCCGGAAGAAUAACUUGCAGUGGGAGAGAAGCGUCUAUUCCUCUGAUCAAAUGGGCAAUGUGUAGACUUUUCUAGGGUCCAACGACCUUUAUAUCUAUAUUCCUGUGGUAAAUUGUGAGUAGAUGCCACAAAAUCUAGAGAUUGUGGCUGAAACAAAAAUUAUAUGCAAAAACUUUGCAAUUGGCAGAUAUAUUCAGUUUUACACACCAGAGAAUAAUAAUUUACAGAUAAACUACGUGAAUAGCCGAAAAGGACUGCGUUUUAUGAUUUCUGCAAUGUGUAAGCGCUGCACCACAGAUGUGUUGCUU